This is a messenger RNA of Guillardia theta CCMP2712, 879 nucleotides long. RefSeq lists its product as hypothetical. The record is from RefSeq and is a predicted model, not a curated record. Lineage: Eukaryota; Cryptophyceae; Pyrenomonadales; Geminigeraceae. The transcript has a single exon. Bases 108 to 623 code for a protein of 171 amino acids.
GGGAUGAUGUUGUCGACUUUGCUUUUUCGAGUCCUACUUCUGGCUAUCAGUCAGCUGCAGGUGUAGCUUUUGAACACGUUGCGCAUGAGGUGCUGAAGGGAGGAGGAAUGUACCAUCUGCAAAGGCUGGAUGAGGAUACGGGCGAUGGAAACGGGUCAGAAAAGCUGAAGUUGAAGGAAUCGCAACCGUACAUUGAAUUUGCGUCAUCAAUCGGAGACUUGGAGGAGUGGGUGAUCAUGCCGGAUGCAUACUGUAAGCCAAAGGCAUCGAACUUUCCUUGCAUGGAUGCGAUGUUAUUGUCUGCUAGCGGGGUUCUCUACAUGUUCCAGAUGACACGGGCGGGGAAACAUCCUAUCAAAGUGGACUCAUUACUCAACAUCUUGAACGCUCUGCGAGCCAAGAACAAGUUUGAGAGGCAAUUAUUUGUGUUCGUUGUACCUUCAGGGCAUGAGGAAAUGCCCUGCUGGGGACGAGAUCAAGGCUUCACAUCUCAGGGAGUGAAGGCAAGCCAGGAGCAGGAGAGUCAAAUCAGGGGAGUCACUCAGUAUAUCAUGAUGCUUUCGAAGGAGGAUGCGAUGCGGAGGCCAAAGGGAUGGAUGACUGUCACUCCGCCACGUACGUAGUCGAUCGCAAGAGCAGCGCCAAGGGAGUAGUUGGAACCUGGGAGGACGCGACAGAAGAAGAGAAGUUUUUGCACGUAGAGAGUCGCCUUGCAAGGUUGUGCUUCCAAGACUUUAGAAUCGUCAGGAUUCCUGUAGGCGAUCAUUUCGAAAUAUACAAAGUUGCCAGCCUGAGCCCAGCAAUCUUUGCGUUUGAGAUGAGGACCUUCGUCGCGAUGCUGUUUAGGCUUGCUAGAAUAGAUAAACGACACACGUGGCC